CGCGGUAAAAUUCACGGCGUCUGCCCUCGUCCGAGCUCGUCGCCGUCGUCCGCGCUCGACAACCGUCGCGCGCAACGUCACCGAUUCCACACGGAGGUGUUCACCGACGGCCGUCUCCCGCGAGUCUCUUAUCGUCGUAUAAGGCGUCGUCGUCGUGGUCGUUGGGUUUCGCGUUCACCGCCGCAAGUUCUCGACGUGUGGCCGUCACCGUCAUCCCCGACGAGGCGCCGCUCCCCUGUUCAGGCAUCGUUUUCGGGGUUGUUAUUUUUGUCCCCCCUCUGCGAGACCCGAUGUCGUUGGGCCGAGUCCAGUACACCGCAAAUGCCACGGCACAAAAUCAUCAACCUAUCACUUACGGAACAUGCUGAAAAUACACAAGGGACUAAAAAAAAAGAAGAAAAAUAAGAAAAAUAAACACAAAGAAGAAGAACUUUUCAACGAAGAAGAACUUGAAAAAUAUCGUCGAGAACAUCAAGAGGGAAAAGAAGCCGAAGGUGAAAAAGACGGCCAAGAAGAGUGGCAGAAAUUUAAAGCAAUCACUGCUGGAAUCGACGAUGUCUUAAAAAAAACACAAGGAGAUCUUGAUCGUAUUAAGACAAACAGUUUCUUUCAAAGGAAACCUACACAGACUGAACUUAAAGCCGCUGAAGAUAAACUCGAAGCUGAAAAUAAGGCAAGACUAAGAGAAGAAGAACGCCUAAAAUCUGAAGCUGAGGCUCGGACUGCAGCUAAAGCAGAAGAAGAAGCAGCAGCUUGUGCACAGGUUGAAGAAGAAUCGUCAUCAGAAGAAUCAGAUAAUGGUGAUGAUAUAUUUGACACUUCAUACGUCGAUGUUAUAACAAGUGGGGAAGUAAAACUUGCAUACAUUCCAGAAAGCCCAACUGAAGAAAGCACAGAGUUUGAUCCAUUUGAUACAUCUAUAGUAGACAAAGUAAUCCAACCUAAUCCAUCAAAGAAGAACAAAAGGUACAUUAGUCUUGGGUGUGCGGUUGAAGUUCUUUCUGGCAAGGAAGUCGAUAUCAAUCCAGAGGUAUUUAGGUCAACUGCUGUUCGAAAAAGACCUAAACCUGUAAAUUUAUUAUUGGAGAGUUUUGACGAAAGCAGUUCAAUCGCAAAACUUGUUGAUGACAAACCAGUAAAAACAUUACUUGAUGACGAUCCAGAUUUACCUACUGACGCAUUACCGUUAACAAUAGUUACUCCUAUUGAGAUAAAACCGCAGCCGAUUAAAAAAGAAAGUAAAAAAACCCCCGAACAAGAUAUAAGUCAAAUUAUCAACGAGUUUGAUACACCGCUUAUUUUAUCUGAAACUGUAAACACACAAUUACAGUUUGAUGACGAUAUUGACGACGAGUUCGCUGCAUUAGCUGCUGAAUCAUUGUCUAAAUCUCCUUUACCGGAGGACGUUGAUCCUUUUGAUACGUCUUUUGCAGAUCACCUUGUACCUGCAGUCAACAAUCUCAACAUUGAAAGUGAACAAAUCAACCAUCCAACUGAUAAAAAGGUAGCUGAAAAAGAUUUUUUUGAAAUUGUUAGACCACUAAGUGUUGAACAUAGAGAUUUGUUGGGUGGAAGUACAACAGAUUUAUCAGUUAUUGGGCAUAAUCCAAUUGAGCCUCAUAAUCCAGUAUCUGAAACUACGCACAUUGAUCCAUUUGAUACAUCGAUUGCAGAAAGUUUGUUACCAGGAAAAGGAGAAUUAAAAUUACUCGAGAAAGAAUUAUUAGAAGAUUCUAAAGCACUCUGUAAAAAAAUAAUUAUUGAAGAAGACGACGAUUUUGAUCCAAGAGCUGAAGACAUUGUUCGACCAGCUGAACUAAAUCUAAAAGAAAAGAGAGUUAGUAUACCAAAGGUAACAUUUGCGUUAGAAAAAGAUUUGUUAACUGACGACCAUCACGGUGAGCUGCAUGUAGCAAAACCAUUGACUCCAUAUUACCCACAGGACCAACCAAACGAAGGCAAUUUUGAAAUUGAUCCAUUUGAUACAUCAUAUGUGCAACACGCACCUGGAGAGGUGGAAUUAAAAUUGAUAGAAAGCGAAUUAGUGGAGACUGAAUCAAAGUGUACAGAUAUACUGACUGAAGAAGAAUUCAUACCUCACAUACUUCACACGCCUGUUGAACCAGAAAUUGCCGUUCCUGAAGAAAUCGAUCCCUUUGACACUUCAUUUGCAAACGACGCUGCGCCAAGUCAAACGGAAAUAAAAUUAUUAGAAUCUGAAUUUAUACAUAAAAGUAUGGCAAAUCCAUUUUUAAUCGGUGACACAACAUCUACCUUCACCGAUAAUAAUAACACUUUUAAUCCAUUUUUAACUAACACAGCAGCAGAUUCAGAGCCUCAGAAUGAUAAUCCAUUCUUUUCAACGUUUGGUGCAUCAAACACUAUUCCAGACAACACAAAUCCAUUUUUGGCGUUCUCACAAAAUCCUGAACCAGCUCAGUCAGUGGUUGACCUGCUGGGUAUUAAUGAAACUCCCCAGACUACUAUAAUAGAAGAUGCAUCUAAAAUGAAACCUCCACCACCGAGACCGGCUCCACCAAAAAGACCACCACCUAGACCAACACCACCACCUCCACCAUCACAUGAAGCCAAAGAACUCAUUCUCAGUGUAACAGGAGAGAUGGAUGCGACUUCAUUACAUUUAUUAGACAGAUUAGCAAAGACCCCUAGUCCCAUUCCAAUGCGAGACUUAUUAACUCCAAGCCCAACACCAACAGCUGACUUACUAGGAUGUGAGGAUCUUCAGCCUCCUAUAAAUUCUCAAAUGUCAAGUGUUUUUGACCAACAAUCAAACAUUAAUGAUCUUCCAUCAGGAUUAAAACCAGAAAGACCAAAAUUUCCACCCAAAAUUGAUUUUCUCAUGGAUGAUUUAUUAGAAGAUGUUCCAAUACAUGAAGGUAUACAGCCUGAAGAAUGUUUAGUAAAAAAUAGAACUCCAUCAAUCCCAGAAAACCCACCAUUAACUGUAGAAUCGAAACCGCCUUCAAGAAAAUCUUCAAAUGAAUUUAUUCUUCCAGUUAGAAGAUUAUCCCAUGACGUAACAGAAUCAAGAAAAAUUAUGCCUGAUUUAAGUAAAAUAGCAGAUCGUAGGAAAUCAGAUAUAGGUCAUUUCGCACCGAUAUUACCUUCUAGAAAACCAACCAGCCAAAGUGAUCAGUCACUUUUAGAAAGUAAAACUGAAAACAUAAUUCAAGAAAUCAAUGAACCUGAAGAUAAAUCAUGUGAUGAAAUGCUUAAAAAUACACCAGAACCUAAUUUAGUGCUUACUGAAGAAAUCCCAGACCAAAAAGUACAAGAAGAAAUUAUUCCCGAAAUACCUAAAGAAAUAAACGCCGAGUGGGAUGAAGAAAAAAAUGGAUUAGAUUUUGAUUCACAACAGCAAAUAGAAUCUUCUGAUCACAUUGAAAUUGAUCCUCCAUCGAAUGAUACAAAAUUGACGCCAUCAGCAACAGACCUUUCACCGUUAGAAUUGACAGAGAAAGAAAAUUUGUCUUUUAAUGCGUUUUAUGUAAAUACAACUUUACCAACAUCUGAAUCAUUUCCCUCAUUUACUGAUGGAGAUGGAAUGGGAGAGCCCUUAGAUAUUGAUGCAUACGAUACAAAACCAAUACCACCAGUGCCUGAUCCGUCGCCUUUCCAAGAAAUACCUACUCAGGAAACAUCAUUCAAUGCUGUAUUUGAAGUGCCCGAGGAAAUAGCGACUACACCAUUCGAAGUUCAAGAGCCACAACAAUCAGACAACAUUGAACCGGCUGUAACUACAAACGUGCCAGAUCCAUUCCCGGUAUCAACAGGGAGUGAAAAUCACGACGCAUUUGAUGCAUUCGCUGCAAAAUUUGACGAUUCUCAAAAUGAUGGAAAUACAUCUGGAGUAGCAUUCGACGCAUUUGGAAGUGUUUCAGGAGGAGCGUUUGAUGAUUCAACAAUGGGUUUUGGAAACGAUGAUAACUUUGAUUCAUUCUUAUCAACACAUCAAAUUCCCGCUGCGCCACAAUCAACACCAGCUAAAGUUACCAGAAAUAAUUCCGGAGAAUCUUUAGAUGAAAAUGAUUUCAAUGUCUUUAUUAGACCUAAGACAGAAUCAGACAACACCGAUCAAUCUGCUGUGCCUUCAAUAGCUCCUCCACCUAAAGUACCUACAACCUUAUUCCAAGAAGGCCCGCCUUCUAGGUUUAAUCCAUUUGAUCAAGAGCCAAAUGAAACGAAUUAUAAAAACCAAGAUACAUACUCUCCUCAACCUAUUCCUCAACGAAGUGAUUCUCAAGAGACACCACCAAGUCCAUUGUUUGAUGAAGAUGUCUCUCAACCCCUUGAAGAAUUUCCAAGAGUCAAUUACAAUGGUGAUGGCUGGGCAAUGGAAUUAAGACAACCAAAUAAGAAAAAAAUAACUGCUCAUCGAUUUUGGAAAAAAAUAUUUGUUAAAAUUACAUACCAGGGAGAAAAUCCUGUCCUACAAUUGUAUAAUACUAAAGAUGAUAAAGAUCCAUUCCAAGAAUUACCAUUACAACCAAGUUAUUCUGUAUCCGAUAUUGGAGCCCAACAAUAUGAUCAAUAUGGCAAAAUAUUCACUGUGAAACUGUUAUAUAUAUUCUAUAAAGAAAAAGCCGGAUUUAGACCAGGUCAAGUAACAAAAGCUGAAAGGCUAACCAACAAACUGAGUCAAUUUGCAGCUUAUGCUAUUCAGGGUGAUUAUCAAGGUGUAAAAGAAUUUGGUAGUGAUUUGAAGAAAUUAGGAUUGCCUGUAGAACAUGGAGCUCAAACUACGACAUUGUUAAAAUUGGGAAGUCAUAAUUUUGAAGACAUGAAACAGUUUAGCGUUUGUAUCGAGGAAGCCUUAUUUAAGCUUUCUGCGCAUCGUGAUAGAGCAUUGAAUUAUAAAGUAGAAGAUGUGCAAAUUACUGCAAUUGAUGAACUAUUUGUUGACCAAAAUUCACAAGGAUCAGUACUAAAACAAAUCGCACGGGUCCGUUUGUUCUUCCUGGCAUUCAUGUGUGGAAUGCCCGAUGUUGAGCUGGGUGUAAAUGAUUUAGUUCGACAAGGCAAAGAAGUAGUCGGUCGUCAUGAUAUCAUUCCGGUAGUUACUGAAGAAUGGAUUCGGUUGGAAGGGGUUGAGUUCCACAAUUGUGUACAACAAGAUGAAUAUGAGAGAACAAGAACUAUAAAGUUUAAGCCUCCAGACGCUUGUUACAUCGAAUUAAUGAGAUUUAGAGUAAGACCGCCCAAAAACCGUGAACUUCCUUUACAAUUGAAAACAACAAUGUGCAUAACAGGAAAUAAGGUGGAAUUAAAAGGAGAUGUGCUUGUACCAGGAUUCACAAGCAGGAAAUUGGGACAAGUGCCUUGUGAAGACGUAGCCAUCAAGUUUCCAAUACCGGAAUGUUGGAUAUAUCUAUUCAGAGUAGAGAAGCAUUUUAGAUAUGGAUCUGUGAAAUCUGCACACAGAAGGACGGGUAAAGUGAAAGGCAUCGACCGAUUUCUUGGUACAAUGGACAAUCUUGAGCCUCAUUUGAUUGAAGUGACAUCUGGUGAGGCCAAGUACGAACAUCAUCACAGAGCUGUAGUGUGGAGAAUGCCGAGGUUGCCAAAAGAAGGACAGGGGGCGUACACUACGCACAACCUCGUAUGCCGCAUGACCUUAACGUCGUACGACCAAGUACCCGAGGAGUUGGAUAAAUACUGUUAUGUUGAGUUUACAAUGCCGACAACCCAGGUGUCGCACACCACCGUUAGGUCGGUAUCGAUUGUAAACAGCGAAAAAGAUUCACCGCCUGAAAAAUAUCUGAGACUGAUGGCCAGACAUGAAUACAGGGUGGAAAUCGAACACAUACAUGGGCAGAUUGAAGAAAACCCAUACUUAGCAGCGACUGCGAUGCCCAGAGCCACGCAACCUUCGUCGGAAGCAAAACUACCACCGACCCCGCAGGCUGCUUCUGACAGCGACUCUUCUUCUUAAAUAAUAUACCAUUUAAAUAGUGAAUUGUAUAUUGCUAUAAGAUUGUUAUGAUGUUAUAGCAUUUGUUGAUAUUCAAUAUUAGAUUGUGAUCUCUUCCUCUAAAGUUAGGUUAAUACAUAAUUCAUACAAUGUACAUAAUAAAUUUAGUUUAGACAAUAACAUUUUGUCGAAUACUCUAAGACUAUACUACCACGAAAAGCACAUUAAUAAAAAUAUCAAAAUCCACGAGCAAGCUGAAAUAAAUGACUACUUAUUUCAUACUAUAAACUAUUUAUACUAUAACUUAUCGUCGAACGGUGAAAUUGAAAGGCCGUUCCAUACUGUACAGACUGUACCUACAAAUGAAAAAUUAGACGCUUAUCAUGAGUAAUUUUCUUGGUAGAUUUUUUUAUUAGUGGGCUUUACGGUAUCGAGUUUAUAAGAUGACAAUAAUACGCGUCGAUAUCGUUUUACGAUGUCUCCCUAAAACAUUUUUUUUAACGCUCAUGCUUGGGAUGUCUCAUUAUUUUUAGUAGCGACCUUUUUGUAUUAGCUGUAACGAAUACGUGUUGUUUUUCAUACUCUACCCGUGUCGUACAUGUGCCAUAAUAAUUAUAAUGUCAUACGUUUUACGUAGGUAACAAUAAUACGUAAAAAAAAUCAAUAUUUAUGUUUACGAAAAUAUCCAUAACAAGUAUUAUGCUCGCGUAUAAUACCUGAACAAUAAUAAUUAUUCAUUAUCUACACUUAGUAUAUUAUUAUUAUUAUUAUUACUAUUACUAUUACUAUUAUUUUUAUUUUUUUUUUUUGUAACGAAGUAACGUACCUACUUAUUUGUUUUUUGGUCAUGUUAUUACCGUGUAAAUAAUUUAAUUAAAUACUCCGUAAAAUUAUAAGCCACACUUACACGACUAAUUUAGCGACUGCGAAUCGUAUAUUCAUAAUAUGAUACAUUCGUCGUCGUACAGUGUACAUAAUGUCGUAGGCUCGAAUAAUCGGUUUACUGUCGAUGAUCGUUUAUUGUUAUCCAAAGAGAUUUGAAACAAAGUUAAAUAAUUAUAAUAACCAUAUUGGUAUUAUAGAAAUACAACCCGAUUGUAAUUAUUCGAAACAUAACGAAAAAACAAUGUACUCCACAACUACCACUAGUCCACUGAUAUGCAGAGUGCAGACUACGCGUGGCUAUAUAUACUACUAAAUAAAAUACAAUUGAAAAUGAAACUAUUUAUUAACUUAUAUACAUCGUAUUAAAAUAAAACAGUAUAUUUUUUUUCGUCGUAGGAAUAACUCAUUAUCAUUAUACUUCGCCGACUCAGGUGACUGUAAUUUAAAUUCUGAUGGCGCCAACACCACUUGUUUGUUUUUCAUCUAAACUUUUCAUAAUAUUAUACGUUCCGGGCGGUGUUUUGCUAUACGCAAUCCAGAGUAUUACAUUUUUCGAUCAGCAAUAUUAAUUAUUUUUCCAAACACAGUGGUGUGUUAUACAAUACCGACUUUAUUUUUAAUUAUGUAUUAUGUAUCUCACUAUCUUCUGUGAAAUGUAUUAAUCGUUUUUGUUGCAUAUCAUGAAGGUAUCAAAAACUUUUGAACGCGUUAUUUGUUAUUUGUUACUUUGUAAGACGUAAAAAAAUAUUAAUGAAAAUAUAUAAUAUUAUUGUAAUAAUAUUAACUAUUAAUAUUACACUGACAAAAUAUUAACCAUUAAUAUUGUUAUUAUAAUAUAGCUUUGAUUGUUACAUUUAAGAUUGAAAGAGCAAUACGCAUGUCCGUACUUCUCGUUGUAUCAAAAUAUUUAGGUACUCUGAGAUAAGUACACAUGUAUCUAUUUGGAAUACCAAAUUACCGCAUAUGUAUUAGUUGGA
Myzus persicae (green peach aphid) is the source of this 7794-nucleotide messenger RNA. RefSeq names its product protein stoned-B-like. The record is from RefSeq and is a predicted model, not a curated record. Gene Ontology annotation, cellular component: AP-2 adaptor complex; synaptic vesicle. Gene Ontology annotation, biological process: clathrin-dependent endocytosis; intracellular protein transport; synaptic vesicle endocytosis. Lineage: Eukaryota; Metazoa; Arthropoda; Insecta; Hemiptera; Aphididae. Gene Ontology annotation, molecular function: clathrin-cargo adaptor activity.